AUGAGGUUUCUAUGUCUUCCGGGAGCCUAUGGCAGCUCCGAUAAGUUUCAAGUGCAGUUGGCACCUUUUGUCAAGGAACUGACUGAAGAUGGGACUGCUACCUUCCACUUCAUCCAUGGGCCCUGCAAGGCAGUCCCGCCGGAGGGGUUUGAGGAGUACUUUGGCAAGCCGCCGUAUUUCCGCUUCAUCGAGCCGGACAACGACCUGGAGAAAAGCAAGGAAGACGACAUUCUCGCGAGAAUUCGAGACUUUCCGCAAUGUGAGACGCCCGAGGACACCAUGCGGGAGCUGAUGCGAGAGGGCAUCGCGACGACGCACCGGAGCACCAACAACGCGCUCAAGUACUUGCUCAAGAUCAUGCAGGAGCGCGGCCCGUUCGACGGCAUCAUCGGCUAUUCGGAGGGCGCGACGGUGGCUGCCACGCUUCUUCUCCACGAACAGAGAAGGUUCAGGAAGAAGGGGAUCAAGCCCAUGUUCAAGUAUGCCAUCUUCUUCGCCGGAUGGCCGCCAGUCGACCCGGACAGCCACAAAAUAAUUCUGAGCGACGAGUCUGACGCCAUGAUCGAGAUUCCGACCUGCCACAUCAUUGGCUCCCUCGACCCCUAUGUGCACGGGUCUUUGGCGCUCUACAAUGUUUGCGACCCGGAUACCGCGUACAUGUUUGAUCAUGCGAAGGGUCACACCUUGCCUCGAGACAAGGACACUGUCAAGGAGCUUGGGGAUGUGGUUCGAGAGGCCAUCAAAACCUAUGGUAUUCAUUCCUGA
Messenger RNA from Thermothielavioides terrestris NRRL 8126, 765 nucleotides. RefSeq lists its product as uncharacterized. The record is from RefSeq and is a predicted model, not a curated record. Gene Ontology annotation, cellular component: cytoplasm; nucleus. The transcript has 4 exons. Lineage: Eukaryota; Fungi; Ascomycota; Sordariomycetes; Sordariales; Chaetomiaceae. The coding region runs from base 1 to 765 and encodes 254 amino acids.